UGUCAAUGUUCGCGAUUCAAUCCAGAACACUUCCGUCAAAAUAAUUGUCAACAAUGGCAGUCUGCGUAGCAGUUAUCGGCAAAGAUAACUCGCCCCUGUACAUAGGCGGCGUGGGCAAUGACACGAGCACGGACAACGAGCUGUCGCGCCAGUGGCUCGUGCACACAGCACUGGACGCACUCGAGGAGCGGCUGGCCACCACCAACACCAGUGCUGCAGGCGCCAACGCCACGGCUGCUAGAACUGACUUGAGGGACCUGUAUUUAGGCUUGCUGUAUUCCACGGAUACUCAUAAAAUCUAUGGGUACGUAACGAACACUCGCAUCAAGCUAGUUCUGGUGACGUCAUCGACUUCGCCCAGUGGCUCCAACAUCCGCGACGCUGAAGUGCGGACGGCGCUCCGUCGCUUGCACGCGCUUUAUGCCGAUGCCAUCUGCAACCCAUUCCAUUUGCCCGGAGACCAGAUAACUUCGCAGAAAUUCGACAAACAAGUACGCCAUCUAAUGCUGAACAACGUGUAAUCAUCUGAACGUGUUUCCUUAUGACUUGUCGAUGUUAAGUUCAAUUCAACUGUGCAGAAAAGUUCAUACGAAAAGAUUUUCUCCCAAUUAUAAUGAUUAAGUAUUAUAAUUUUAAUAUUAAGUUAAUCAACAUCUUGUGAUGUUUGACUGUUUAUAUGCUUUACGAAUAAACGUUUUUAUUUACCGAA
Helicoverpa zea (corn earworm) is the source of this 709-nucleotide messenger RNA. Its product is annotated as trafficking protein particle complex subunit 2-like protein. NCBI's taxonomy places the organism in Eukaryota, Metazoa, Arthropoda, Insecta, Lepidoptera, Noctuidae. The transcript is spliced from 4 exons. The record is from RefSeq and is a predicted model, not a curated record. Bases 54 to 521 code for a protein of 155 amino acids. Gene Ontology annotation, biological process: endoplasmic reticulum to Golgi vesicle-mediated transport. Gene Ontology annotation, cellular component: TRAPP complex; nucleus; cytoplasm.